GCGCGCGCGCUGAGACACCGAGGGAGUUCGCGCUCGCGCACAUCCUCUCCAUCCGCGUUAUUAAUAGAGUUCGUCCUAAUGAAAGGAAUAGACGCGUUUCGAUUAAAUUAGACUGCGAUUUAUAACGCCAAGUUUAACUUGAUGAUAAUCUGCGCGACUCGAAGGAACUUCGGAGGAGAUUGACGGAGAAUCAUCUGCGCUCGUUUCUAACGUAGUGAUGUCGUGAUGGCUCCGCCCCAAAGGAGGCGUUCCUUCGGCCCCGUCUCACCCAAACGCAUCUACAGGAGCCUGUCACUCAAACUGAGGGGCGGGGCUUCUCACAGUGAGGCGGAGCCGUCUGAUUGGAGGAGACGGCUGAGCAGAGGACCAGCUCAGUACUCGUGUCUGUGGGAUGCGCUGGAGAAUGAAGACACACUCGCGGUCCAGCAUCUGUUAUCCAGAGAGCGAGCGGCAGACAGACGGGUGAACGGCGUCAGUGAACUCGGCCUGGUCCCGCUGGACGUGGCCGCUCUUACCCAUAAUGCACCACUGUUGCAGGUGCUGGUGAAGGCCGGAGCCAAACACAACACCACCUUGAGCUCGGCCUCUGAUUGGUCGCUGAAGCUGGAUGAGCUGGUGUCAUUGGCCGAGCAGAAGCUGGAGGAGUGGAGGGCGGAGCUUCUGCUGAGAGUGAAGGCGGAGCUUCAGUCACAGACAGAUGUGCAGAAGAACGUGGAUCUGUGGACGCGGCGGCGGGAACUUUACCAUCACAUGAGGGACAGAUUUCACAUGACUGCUCCGCCCGGGCCGCCCACCGGCGCUGUCCUGCUGGUGACGGGCGACAGCUGUCUGUGUGUGCGAGUCACUGAACCCGCCGGUCAGACGCACGGCCUCAUCACCCGCUACAGAGUUGAGUGGAGCUCUUCGUCGAGUUUUCAUCCUCUGUGUGGCACCGGAUUCAUCACAGACACCAGAAACCCAGAGUUCAGCAUCGCGGGACUCCAGACUGGUGUGCAGUAUUACGUGCGGGUCAGUGCGUAUAACGUCAGAGGUUGGGGAUCAUUUGUGAGCAGCAGCCCACCGUGUGUCGCCCCAUCCAGCUGGAGCUCAUGCUGCGGUGUGACGGUGAGACGCAGGAAUCCAGCCGCAGCUGUAAGGAGAAUCUCACAGCAGAUCAGAGAGCCGGCGCUCAGUGAAAGCAGGAGCUCUGUGAAGAGAGUGUCUGUGUCUCGCGGCCUGAAGCAGCUCUUUCACUCCAGCAGGUUUGUUCGUCUCUUACAGAGAGGCGUGUACCUGGCGUGCGUCUUCUAUCAGAAGGACUGUGUUCUGGUGACGGCUGACGAUCAGCUCCCUCUGGUGGAGAUCCAGAGCUGCUCCACGUCCUUCACGCAGGACUUCCUGUGGUUCUGUAAGGUCAGGAGUCGAUCACACAGCAGUGUUUCUCCCGUCUUCCUCCUCUGUCUCCUCACGUCUCUCUCUGUGUGUGUGUGUCAGCUGUCGUGUGCGUGGAUGCAGGUGCCGCGGCUGCUGCAGGUCCUGUCGUCUUCAUCGCUCUCCUCUUCUUCAUCGCUGCUGCAGAACAGACUCAGUUUCCUGCGGGCCGUCGCGCAGCUGCAGGCAUCAGUGGGGUGUGUGGAUCUGGGUCAGGUGUAUUUCGAGCCGCUGAAGGACCGGCAGGGGAACGUGCUGCUGGUGACCCUGAGAGAGGUCACGACCCCGCUGCCCCCGGUGCCCCCGUCUGACCCCCCGCUGCACUGGCUUCCUGUCAGCAGCCUGGAGAGAAACCAGAGCGAGACGCCGCUGCUGCCCGAACCCUCGGCCAUAGAGCUGCUGACACACAGACUCAAGGAGAUGCUGGCAUAUCACAGGAGGAGUCAGCAGAGAGCUCAGCCCGGUCUAUAUGUGGGCAUCCUGAAGCUCUGCAGCUCUGUGGAUCAGCUCCGCAUCCUGGUCCCGCAGCGAUUACCCAACAUGCCCUGCCACUGCCGCGUCAGGAACCGGCCGCACGUCUCACGGGAGGAGUGGGCGUGGCUACAGGAGCACGCGGUGGGCGGGGCCUGUGGCGGUCAGGAGGGCGGGGAUGACGCUGUGAUUGACAGCUCAGGUGUCGAGGACUUCGUGAAGGCGCUGAGAUCUGCAGUGACUCAACUGCUGACCAAACUCAACGUCCCGCUGGAAAGGGCGAGCGAGUACCGCGUCUACACGCAGGAGCUGCUGCAGGUUCGCGAUCAGGUGUCUGUGAUUCUCCUGCUGCCUCCCUGUGAGGAGUUCAGAUCCCGCCAGCGUCCAGCAGAGGGAGCUCAGCACACCUUCACCAUCCCACUGCACUACUUUGAACUCGUGCACCUGUGGGCGUACGAGCGGGAUCUGCUGUCUCAGUACUGUCAGCUGUGGCUCAGACUGGAGCUGGAUGUCCGUCUAUCCCAGCAGGCUUUGAGAGAAGCGCUGGACACUGAGGAGCUGCAGGAGGCCACGGAGAGACUCGCACACGUCACACAGCUGGCACAGAGUCUGUCUGCGCUGUGGCGCGAGAGCCGCUGGCUGAUGGACGUCAUUCAUACGCUGCGCUCCAAACACUCGGAGGGGGCGGUGCCUCUGGGGCGGGUCAUGACCUCACGACCGCCAAUCAGAUCAGCCACUCAUGAGGACACGCCCCCUGCUUUACAUACGGUCGAACAGAUGCAAACAGUAGAGGCCACGGGGUCAGAGGUCAGCGCACCUGUGGAGGUCACAGAGGUGGUCACGUGUCCAGAGACGCCCACCUCACACUACACCGAUGAGUCCCGUUCCCGUGGAAACAGCACCCGUCACCAUGGAAACAGCCUCCUGCAGAUGCACUCGUGCCCUGAACUCAGUGAUCUGGCCGCCUCACAUCCCAUAAUGCCUGCAGAUGAAGGUCAGGACCUGCUGACGGAGAUGAUGGACCUGUUUCAGAGCCUGGAUCUGCUGGGAGGCAGUCUGACAGACCUGCAGGAGCUGGACUGGAGUGAUCCAGAGCCGGAUCUGCAGAACCAGGACCAGGAUGACGGCACCGUGACCCACAGGGGGCAUCCGGUCAGGAGUCUGGUGGAGUGGGUCAAAUCAACGAUUUAAUCAACCCCAGUCUGGACUAGUGAUGGCCGCUUUUGAAUCCCUGCUUCAGGGGGCUUCGAAACCUUUGUGAAUCAUUUGUUUCGAAACAGUGGUUCAGAGCACGUAUCAAAAUGCCGAAGUCACAUGAUUUCAGUAAACGAGGCUUCAUUACGCCAUAACUGUUUCAAAACAUUUCGAAAUGUCAAUGGUUUGCCGUUGAGGGGGGGGGAUCUCUGUAAACCCAUGAAUCAAGCGAGUUCAUAAAGAUCGCCCCCCCAGUGGUGAACCACUGAACCAGCGUCUCUGAUCUCGGAUCAGUUUUAUCAAUUAGUAGACAUUUUUAAUGAGACAUUUAAUUAAAUGGAUGAGUAGUUAAUAGUCUCUUACUGGCCUGUUUAGACAAGCUCUCCAUUAAACAAACAAAACAAGCCCUGCAAAUUAAUGAGAAAUAUUUUUAAAAACGCAAAUUAUACAGACACUUCAUAUUUAAUGGUAUUUUAUUAUUUUGAUUGCAUUUAAUUAUAGUUUAAAGAAAGCAUUUGCAUUGGGUUUGUAAAAGCUGUUUAUUUGCAUGUGUUUUUGUUGCCUUUACACAGUAUCGGCCAGCAGGUGUCACCAGCGUGUGGUGUUUAGAGUGCUUCGAAACAGUGAUUCAUUUUCGAAUCUUUGAAAAGGUUUGUUUCUUCCGUCACUAGUCUGGACCAAUGCUCACCAUGUCAUCUUAAAAAUAACAGAAAAUUAUUAUAAUAUAUUAUGUAAUAAUAUAUUCAAUAAUAACCUUAUAAAUUAAAUAUAAAUAGUACAUUUUAAACAUAUUUUAUAUUAUAUCUUUUGUUAGCAAACGUUUUAUUGAAAUUUAUUUACCUUGUUUUUAUGAUUUUAUUUAUUUUCAGUAAGCCUUUUAUUUUAAUUGUUUAUAUUUUUUAAUUAUUUAUGUUAAUUUUACGUGUUUAUGAUUUAAAUGUAUUUUGUUUUUAUUUCAAAAUGAUUUAUUUACUUGAAUUUGACAUUUUAUGGUUUUAUUGUUUGUAAUGAUUUUCAGAUUUUUAAAUUGUAACAAUUUACAUUAAUUUUACAUUUAAAAUAUUUUAGAAAUAUUUUAAAUAAUAUUAUUAUUAUUAUUAACUAAAUUAAGUAUCUUUUAUAACUAUUUUAAAAUAUACUGGCCAUCAAACAUUUGAUGUUGGUCUGUUGUUAUGCUAGUUAUAUAUAUAUAUUUAAAUAUAGAAAAUAAACCAAAUAAUCUCUGCAAGAGAAUCAUUUAUCUGUAGAAAAAAAAUAUAUAUUUAUUCAGAAAUGAUUAUUUUUUUACAGGUUUAUAGAAACCCUGCAGCAUCAUUCGACUGUAGGCUAUUUAAAUCAAUUGUAAAUAUAAAGAUUUAAGUCUAUUUGUUAUCUUAUGUUUUGUUAAAUGAAUAAAUAUACAUGUUUUAA
Messenger RNA from Onychostoma macrolepis, 4485 nucleotides. RefSeq names its product ankyrin repeat and fibronectin type-III domain-containing protein 1. Gene Ontology annotation, biological process: establishment of mitotic spindle orientation; regulation of establishment of bipolar cell polarity. Lineage: Eukaryota; Metazoa; Chordata; Actinopteri; Cypriniformes; Cyprinidae. Gene Ontology annotation, cellular component: spindle. Gene Ontology annotation, molecular function: protein binding. Bases 226 to 3072 code for a protein of 948 amino acids. The record is from RefSeq and is a predicted model, not a curated record. The transcript is spliced from 17 exons.